Molecule: messenger RNA, 465 nt
Organism: Linderina pennispora
Lineage: Eukaryota; Fungi; Kickxellomycota; Kickxellomycetes; Kickxellales; Kickxellaceae
Exons: 1
Coding region: 61-420 (119 amino acids)
Source: RefSeq, a predicted model, not a curated record
AUUUUCUCUACACCCGCUCUACUAACAAAGUAGUCUUUCUCAAUAUUCCUUUAUUCAACCAUGUCUAACGACGGCAAGCUCAUGAGAGACGAUGCCCAGAUUGCUGCUGGCGGAACCAAGCGCACUAUUGGCAAAAUAAUCCGCAAUGAAGCCAUGGUGGCCAGUGGCAAUGAGGAAAUGGCCGCUGCCCGAACAGAUAAGCAGCGAAUCCAUGGGGAUGCACACAGUCAUCACUCUGGCAGCACUGGCAAGUCCAGCGGCGACAGCCCAGAGGGAAUGAUCCGCCGAGCGACACAAGAUAUCGAGCAAGGUGUGGAGGCUGUGACUGACCCCAUCGUCCACGGGUACCACGAUCUCUUUGGCGAAAAGCCCAAGCACCCCCUCCACCCUCACCCCCACCACCACCACCACCAGCAAUAGCUUUGUUCUGCAAUUAUUCCGCUUUUUACCAAAUAUAGAACGUCG